AUGGUUUCUCAUGUUUCACUUCUUGUUUUCAUAAUCUCUGUAAAAAACAGCUGCUUAUGCUCAAAUGGACUUGCUAAAUACAAGCUUACCAAAGAAUUGACACAGACAAUCAGAUUCAAAUACUUCUUUCCUGCUGAUCAACUGUUGCAAACAUUUGCAAAUAGAGAUCUGGUUUUUAUUUCAAGUAAAUUUAUUGUUGAGAAUUCUGAACUAUGUUUUACUAUUGCAUAUUCAAGUAUUGUUGAUAACGAAAACUCUAACUGCGAAUUUGUCUUGAGUAAUGUUCCUGUAACUAUUCCUUAUAGCAUAUACUUUGUGACUGUUACCCGUCAGCUAAAGAAUGUUGGAGAUUUUAUUUAUUUUGGUGCAAAAACAAUUCAAUAUAAUUCUGUCACUGAUGCACCAUCAAUAAUCAAUAUUAUUGAUGAUAAUAUUGAUUCUACUAUAACAAAAGCACCCCAAAAUCAAUAUUGUUCAUUAAGGAAAUCUGUAAAUCCUGUUAAUGCCAAUGUUGAAGCUACCCUAUUCUAUUAUCAAAGUGAUGAGAAGCAAUCUGAUCAUGAAAACAGAAAUGAAAGUAAUAAUGAAAAUGCUAUAAAAGAAAUAGCUAAAGAAGUGUUGGCUGAAUUUCGAGAUAUAGUUGAUCUUAAUGAAUUAUGUGAGUUACCAUGCACAGUUUGCUCAGAAAUUUAUAAUAACAAAGAUUACAAAAAAAUUUCAUUACAAAUUUGUCAUUCUUAUGAUAAUUAUUUACAAAAAUGUAUGACUUCACCACUAUCAUUAGCCAAUGAUAUGUGGAUUGGUUCCAUCCUAGCAUGUCUUCAAGACCUAUCAAUACUAGAACAACUCCUCAUCUCGCCAGGAGAAAUUCCUGAAGCCUUAACUGUAAUGACCACAGUUGUAGAUAUUGAUUUUUGUGAAACAGAGCAUUAUACCGGCUACACUUGUAAUCAGCAAGAAUCUAAUAGUAAAAGUAAUGAUUAUGAAAUUGAAAAAUGGUCUAAUAUUAAUAAACAUAAUUUAAAAGACUUUAUAAGUAAUAAUUCAAUUAAUAAUGCAAAUGAACUCAGACCUUCUGGGAUAAUAGAUGUUAAUGACAUACUUAUUACCAGAAAAGAGCUUACAUUGCUCUCUUUUAAGAAGCUUGUUGAUAACCCAGAUUAUAAUACUUAUGAGCAAUUACCAUCAAAUGAAAAUGUGCCUAAAUUAAAAGAUAAAGCAAUACAAUCACAUAUAUUAAAUGUACCUCAUAGCAAUAAACUUCUAAAUGAAUAUGAAAACUUAACUCUCCUUCUUGCAGGUUUUUCAGUUCUUUUUACUUAUGAUGUUAGUGGUCACAAAGCAAAUCUAAUAUCAUCUUUAAAACCUGAAGAUAUUGAUUUUGCUGUUAAACAAGUCCAAGAUAGUCAAUUGAUUAGUAAUCCUGCUGUUAACGAAUUGCUCAAGAAUGUCAAUUCUGCAGCUUCAGAAAGAGCUCGGCUUGCCCACCUUGACUCUACAGCUGUUACUAAAUACUUUCAUGUUAUAAUCCAAGCAAUUAUAGAUACCUUAAUUAGAUAUAAAAGAAAAAAUGAUGUUAAAUAUCAAGAUCGUGGUACAUCGCAUUGUCACAUGCUUGUUUGGCUUCAUGGAGCUCAUGACCCUUUAUUAUUAUGCCAAAAACUUAAAACCAAUAAUGAAUUUUGCAAGCAUCUCUUAAAUUAUGUCAGUGAUAUUGUUUGUGAAGUCAUUAAUUAUCUCCUAAAGAAUGAAAUCAUUAAUGAUAUCACAAUUAAAACCAAAUACGAGGCCUCUAAAAUGAUGCUUGAAAAGUGA
Cetraspora pellucida is the source of this 1815-nucleotide messenger RNA. The record is from the annotation of a GenBank genome assembly. Lineage: Eukaryota; Fungi; Glomeromycota; Glomeromycetes; Diversisporales; Gigasporaceae.